Molecule: messenger RNA, 6165 nt
Organism: Aspergillus melleus
Lineage: Eukaryota; Fungi; Ascomycota; Eurotiomycetes; Eurotiales; Aspergillaceae
Exons: 1
Coding region: 182-3070 (962 amino acids)
Molecular function (GO): protein binding
Source: RefSeq, a predicted model, not a curated record
GCCGCCGGGACCCAAGAAAAGCUGCUUACCACUCGCUCCACCGCCUUCUAGCCGGUUCUGCCAUGCUUAUCGAUAACGAUCAAAAAGGGGAAAAAUAAAAUCGAAAAAAAAGAAAAAAAAAUUACCCCUCCACGGUGAGGAUCGGAUUUCCCCUCCUUCUCUCCCCAAACCCCAGUCCAAAAUGGCGGACACCACAACUCCCGUGUUCUUUAACACGAUAUUCGAUCAAGGACAACCGUUUGACCAGUUUGACCCUAUCCAUCUGACCGACUCUGAGAUCCUUCCUAUCUUGCGGUUGCCUUUGGCUGGGACCGUGCUGGGACAUGAUGCAGCCGAAGAUGCCCUGAGCCAAGUCGCGCGCGGCGAAAUCUCCUUCACCCAGUUCGUGGCUGAAAAGGCCCAGGGGGUUUCUCAGUCACAAGAGCGUUCUCAAUUGCUUCACAUCGCCUUGGCCGCUCUCUUCAGUUUCCUCCAGUCUAACGUCACCGGACCUCCCCUCGAGUUUAGCCCCGCCGAAGCCAUCCUCCCCUCCGGCCUGCGAUCCGACCAGACCACCCUGCGGAAUGUCCGGGCUCACAUCAUUCGCGAAUUGUCCGUCGAUGGCGAAGCCGCAUACAAGCUUACUCCCAAUGUCGAACUGUUCGCCGUUGCCAAGGCUCUCUUGGCCGACUCCGAUGUCCUAUUUACGAACCCUCCGCUUGUCGCACGAACCGCUAGAAUGCGAGUGAACUUCUUCCACCAAAAAAUGCUUUCCGAAGUUACUGGAACCUUACAAGAUGCCAUAUAUGUCGACCUAGAGAAGAUUGGCCAGGCCGUGCUCAACAACCCAUCUACCACCGAAGAAAAAGGACGGUUCCUACUGGAACGGGCAACCAUUCACACGCACCACGGCUACGAUGCCAAGGCUAGGGCCGAUCUGGAACAAGCUGCUGCAGUACGGAAUUUUGAGUUUGCGUUGACCGGUAGAUUGGGCAAGCGCACCAAGUUUCAGGACCGCGAUAUCAGUCAGCUAGUCAUCCUGGCUAAAAGUGCCGACGAGAACGCCCCGAAUGCUCCCGCCAGCGCGGACAAGAAGGAAGAGUCUUCGGGCCCCAAGAACCUCGACCUCAACGAUGAUACCCUCCUUGAAUCUAUUUCUUUCAGCAAGUCCGACAGUCAGGAGCAGGACAAGCCUGUGACUGUCCAGGAUGAGUCCGAGCUUUCGCCCUCUUUGGCAUCUCUAGACCCUGGCAACCAGCCGAUCCUGAACCCUAUCGACUCUUCCAUCCUCCUCGCACUCGCGUCCGCCAUUACCAACACCACGCCUGAAAACGGGUUGACUCGGGAGGAAACCCAGCCGUAUGCUACGCGUGUCCUCGAGGGUGGCAGCUCGAAUUGGCAGAUCUAUACGCAGGCCCUUCAGCUGCGAAGCCGCAUCGAAGGUUACCGCGCUCGUACGGUGGAGCGUGCUGUGCUUCAAAUGCAGGCUCUUGUUGACCAGGUCAUCGCCGACACCGCCACACCCGAUACCCAGGCAACCGACUCCGUGGAGCAGCCGACAACCUUCCUUCCAAGACCCGAAGAAUCCGAAUCUGCGUCCGCUGCCGAACGUCUUGAAUAUAUCUGGAUUCUCAAUUUCUCUACCCGCUGGAACCUUGAGGCUGAAUUGGCUAAGCGAUGGGUCGAGCUGGGGGCACUGAGGACCGCGCUGGAGAUCUAUGAGCGCCUGCAGAUGUGGGCAGAAGCUGCGCUCUGUUACGCCGCUACUGAGAGAGAGGCAAAGGCGAGGUCUAUGGUUCGCAGACAGCUCUACGAACCCAUCAACAAAGAAGCGGACGACGAGAACGAAAAGUUCGAAGGACCGGAACUGUCCCCUCUCCCGGCGGAUGCUCCUCGCCUGUUCUGCAUUUUGGGCGAUAUCGACACCGACCCGGCCAUGUACGAACGUGCCUGGGAGGUCUCGGGUAAUCGAUACGCCCGAGCACAGCGUUCGCUUGCACGCCACUAUCUCACCAUGAAACCGCCUGCUUUGGAGAAGGCCGAAGAGGCAUAUCGCAAGAGUUUGCACAUCAACCGCCUGAAUCACAGCGCGUGGUUUGCCCUGGGCUGCGUGCAACUCGAAUUGCAGCGCUGGGAUGAUGCUAUCGACUCGUUCACUCGCACCGUUCAGAUCGACGAUACCGAUGCCGAGGCAUGGAGCAAUCUCGCUGCAGCCAUCCUCCGAUCGCCCCAGCCCGACGAAAACACGACCCCGGCGGCCGCCGCAAUUGUGCAGAGGUUGCCCGAUGAGGACGAGGACGUUGAACCGACCACCGAGAAGGCACCCGAGGAUCCCUGGAAGCGGAAGAGAGAAGCCCUUGCGGCGCUGCACCGUGCCGCCUCGCUCAAACACACCGACGCGCGCAUCUGGGACAACGUUCUCACCGUGGCCGCUUCCAUUCCCCCACCGUUCACCCCGUUCCGCGACGCCGUCAUGGCACAGAGACGGCUCAUCGAGCUUCUUGGGGCCAAGAAAGGCGAGAAAUGCGUCGACCAACCUAUCCUCGGUAUGCUGGUGGAUCACCUCGUUACGGCGUACGAUUACAACAAACUCUUGAUCCACGUCAACGCCGGUAGCGACGCGGCACCAGAGUAUGUCGUCCGUAGCGGAACCGUCCCGGGCCAGAUCCUGUCUCUCGUGCACGACGCCGUGGUGCCUUUGAUCACGCACUCCGCUCCGCUGUGGCUUCUCGUCGCGCGGGUUGAGCAGUACUGUGAACGGCCGUCCAAGGCAUUCGAAGCUCACGAGAAGGCCUGGCGCGCCACCGUCGCCUCGUCUACCCAAGGUGCGUUCCAGAUGGGAGAUGAGAAAAGAUGGAUGGACGUCGUGCGUGCCACCGAGAAACUGGUGCGUGACGGGUAUUCCAAGUUCGGACCCAUGGACAAGGAAGGCCAGCAGGGCGUGGAGGAGCCCGAGAUGGUGGCCCAAGACUGGCGAUUCAAGUCCCGAAGCGCCGUCCGUGGAAUCCUCGGCAAGGGCAAGGAUUUCUGGGAGGAUACCGAGGGAUGGACGCGUUUGAAGGAGUUGCAGAGCGAGGUCGGAAGCUCGUAGGUAGUUGAUUAUAGAUACCGAAAGCCUUAUAGAACGGGUUAUGCAUUUAUGUUGAUAUGAUGCGAAUGAAAAGUUUCAACUGUUUGAUCAAUCUUCGUCUGUCCGUACCGAAAUUAUACCUGCUGUUAUACACACUCAAAUCCUUCCUCACUCCAUCUCUCCCUACCCCCUUGAUAUCUAGCCACCAGUGGCCAAGCACACAAUUUCCGAGUCCGAUCGCUCCCGUCAGUCGUCUUGCUUGCGCGCAUCUCGCGGGGUGCAAUCCCUCUUUCUACCCAGUCGAUCAUGGUGUCUAGUGUGUUUGGCUCAUAUGGAAUAGAUGGAUAAUGCGGCGAGGGACCGCAGUGUCCGCCUCCUGGGUGGUUUUUAAUUGAUGUUAGGAAAUGAAGACUAGAAAUCAAGGGAACAGUAGUAUAAGAAGGGGAGGCCAAAAACUCACCAGGGAUCAUAAAUAAUCUCAUCCACUCUUCACGGUCUCCGGUUACCUCUUCAAUCCUCGCUAAAUGUUCCAUUGGCCACGUCGGGGCAUUAUACGGAUCCGACCACCCCUGCGUGACGAGUAGUUUCCCGCCUGAGUUCUUGAACGCAGAGAAAUUCGUGCCGAUACUGUCGAGGAACGGAGAUACGUAAGUGUCCACGUGAGAGACAUCGCUGGUCCAGUUGAACGAGAGGGCCGUUGGGAGGCUGAAGUUGAAUUUAUUAUGGGACUGAGUGGAUAUCAAGUUUUGCAAUAAUGGCACGGCGUAAUCCUGCGCCAGCUCGCCUUGCUGACCGGUCCAGUCGGAUUCGCUACCGGGUUGGAAACCGGGGUAGAGGGAUCCAUUGGUAUCCGGAUGGACAGGACCAGAGGUGAGGAGAUUGUAGGUUUUUAUCUGGGCAGCUGUGAGACAGGUGGUGUUUGAGCCCGAUGCAGGACACGCAAGCGAUGAAAUGUCAAAGGAGCAAGAUAGCGGGUUCUCAAUAACGCCGUCUUUGAGACCGUCCAGGGCGUCGCAGGCGUCGAGAACUCGGGACCGUAUAAAGUCGAGGGUGUGUUGAGGCAGGCGGGCAUGUUUCUUAAUAUUCGUGUUAGUGGUCUUCUUUCCCUAAAGAAUAGGGAAGGCUACUUACAGUGGCAGACCUCCACCCCCACAGGAAUGACAACAUAAGAUGCGAAUACCAGUUCCCAGGACAAGAAGCCACGAUGCCAUCGAAUAACUGGGGAUGAAACUCCGCCGCCGCGAACCCCUGCGCUCCACCGGUUGAGCAUCCCUCGUAGUAACUGUACUCCGGCGAAGAAGCGUAGAACAACCCCGUAAUGGCUUUCGCAGACGGAGUGAAAUAAGCAAUAGAGUUGCGGAUCCACGCGAGGGUUUGAGGCACGUCGUGCAGAAAAGGGAGGUAUGUGGCGCCGUUGUCGACGUCGUUGUUUGCCUGUCUGUGGCCGCCAUCGCCGCCGGCUACUGCGAAGCCUUUUUCAAGGUUUUUCAGCAUAUCAGUGGUGUCAAUAACUCCUGCGAAACCGCCAUUUCCUAGUAGAUUGUGUUAGAUCAAGUGGGGUUGCGGUGGAAAAAGAAACCGCACCACCAGAGAGAUAGCGUCCGUUAUAUGUCUCGUUGUCUGGUAGCCAGAGUUCAAAAUUGACGCUGUUGUUGCUGGGAUAUGCGACAGACCCUUGCAGGCGACAGAAGGGGAUGGAGUUCAAUGUCCCAGACACGUUCAUACCGUGGACGUCGACGAACGAGGAGUGCAAAGACUGGACAUCUUCCAGCUGGGAGGAGACAACGCCCGAAAGAUGUGAGCAUUGUUUCUCUAGCUUGCCUUGCGCUGCUUCUCCGGCAGGAAAUGAGUAAGUCAGGGCUGCGAGGUCUUGAAUCCUCAUGAUUUCGGGUGUAAGAUCUCAGUUCUUGAUAGUAUACUAAGAAGAAACAUUAGCAAUGGGCUAUCCCUGUCAGUAUAUAAGCUCGAUCAACCCCGCGGGACACGGGGUAGUUCCCCAGGUUAACCCAGCUCCGAGCAUCGAUGAGGUCAUUGGCCAAGGAGCGUAGACUCGAAUCGGUCUUUCAAACGAUCAAGUGCCAGAAUGUGAUCGGCGUCAUUGUGAGCCGGGGCAAUGCGGAGAUGCGGAGAUUCUCCGCCUAACGGAGAAACAGACAAAUCCUCACUGUUCUAACAUGCUGGGGUGCAUCCAGGUAGACUGGUGAUGGUCUGGUAUACGACAAUUGGGUUUUAAGCAUGGGACUUAGGGUGUUGGUAGUCUCUAUCGCAUGUGGUAUUACUUGCAGCAAACUUAAAGCCACGAAGCAAUGUAGAAAACGUCAGCCCCGGAACCAUUCAUGCCAUCUUGAGAUCGCUCAAAGACUUCGUGAUGGAGCUUCUCCAGUGACACGCGUCUAAGUUCGCGGUAUUUCUGAAGUAGUCCUAUGCUAUUUCAUGCUCCCUUUUGGCAGUUUCGCGAGCACUUCCAGUUUACCCAAUGUGAGAGGCCGACAAACAAGCACGACCAAACUGAGUAUGCCCUUGAAACAAUGAAACCGACGACGUGGCUCCAAUUUUUCAGUCGUUCGAGCAGAAGCCCGUAUAGAUUGUGAGACUUUUUGGGGUGCUGUCGAGAGCUUCUUCCCAGAAAGCUUCAGGCAACGAAAUGAGCCGGUCAUAAACCAGCGUUACCGAGUCUGCGGUGGAUAAUGAUUCCAGCAUCAGCGCUUGUUGAAAGUAGGCAGUUAGAAACGGAGUAAUGGAAUUGACAGCAAAGCCGUCAGGAUUGCGGACUUCCUGCACAUUCCUGCAAGUCUAAAGGCAAAAUAGCCUCUCAGAAGAUGGGUCAGAAAAUAAAAAACGUCGCCCUCUAUCUGAGAGGUAUUAGGUGCUCAAUCCAUUCGGAGUGGUUUGUUGGUAAGAUCAGCAUAGUAAUCGACAUAGCAAUCAUAAAUCGUCAAUCAAAGUUUGAAUUUGACAUCAAUAUUCUCCUCUGUCUACUCAUUAACAAUGAUAAUUCAUCAUUUUGCCUCAGAAUCACAAGCCAGGACUGAUUCACUAUGAUGUUUCGUAUCUUGUCGAAAACUGGGAGAGUCAAAGGCUGGAACAGAUAGUCCUUAGAAACCAGUAUAAUCUUU